UGUGUAAAGUAAAUGCCGCUUUCCAGCUUGGGUGGAGAAGGUAUUUAUCAAGAUAUGUCAAGAGUCAGAAUGAAAACCCAUCAAUUACCUGUUUGUAGUGCAAAAUGGAAAAUGUCCUGUCUCUCACACUUUGCCUUUUCUGUUCAAUCCUAGUAGCCUUCAUUUAAAAAUAUUACGGUUAGGUCAUUCAGUCUGAGUCUUUCGUGGGCAGAAUUAGAUGAAUUUUAAUUUGAAACAUAACUUUCUCCACUUUCUGCCCUCGAGAGCUGCACAUCAGUAUCUCUGUUUUAACGUAAUGAAUCCUUCUUUAUUUACUUAUUUAAGUUGGUAAACUUGAAAUUUUGCAAGCACGUUACCAGUCGUAGAUGUCAUAAGAUGCAGCACCUGUCGAGCAGGCACUUUGUUCUUUUUUCUUCCUCCCUCCCUCCCCAUCACCAGUAUUUUGGGGCUCCAUAUGGAGAUCAAUUGUGCGAUAGCUUCAUUCUGGUAAUUAACAUGCUUGUUUGAGGUUAUAAAAUAUACAUCUGAGAAAAGCCAGGGAUUUCCCCCUGAAUAUCAACGAAUUGCUUGAAGUGGCAUUUAUUUUUCAUUCUGACUUGGUGUUGUGUUUUGUUUGACUGCAGCAUUCUGGAGCAAAAUGAAAGAGUUUAUUUUGAGGCCUCCAAAGUAGUGCUGCUACAGACCAUGAACAAGAAAGAGAAGACCUCAGCCUGCACCAACGGUCUUGAAAUGCAAAUGGUCUUGGGUCUAGGCUUUUUGUGUUGAGUUUCUCUACUGUCUCCCCUUCUGCUCAAGCAAAAUCUGUGUGAAAAGAUCUGCUGGGAAGGAGCUGACUGCUUAUGAUUCUCCAUUGUGAUGAAAGCACAUGGUACAGUUUUCCAAAGAAAUUAGUCCGUUUUCUGGGUGAAGAGAAACCAAUCUGUUUUCACAGGGUACUUCUCCCUUCCCUGUGAAAGGAAGAAAGAACACGCCUGGGCCCAGGAGCGCUCCAGCUUCUUCUGGGAAGUCUCCAUGGUGAAGGACAGGUUGGGGCUACCUGUGAACCGUGCACAGUGAAUGUUAUUCCAGGGCGGCUGCUGGCGGAUCGCACCCACAGGGAGAUGAUUCCUCAUGAAGAGCCUGGAUCCCCUACAGAAAUCAAAUGUGACUUUCCGUUUAUCAGACUGAAAGCAGAGCCAGCCAGAGAGUGAAGCGGUCACCGUGGAGGGGGGACGGCGAAAAAUGAAAUCCAACCAAGAGCGCAGUAACGAAUGCCUGCCUCCCAAGAAGCGCGAGAUCCCCGCCACCAGCCGGCCCUCGGAGGACAAGGCCACGGCUGUGCCCAGCGACAACCACCGCGCGGAGGGCGUGGCAUGGCUCCCGGGCCACGCGGGCGGCCGGGGCCACGCGGGCGGGCGGCUCGGGCCGGCGGGGCCCCCGGCAGAGCUCGGUUUACAGCAGGGAAUAGGUUUACACAAAGCGCUGUCCGCGGGGCUGGACUACUCCCCGCCCAGCGCGCCCCGGUCCGUCCCGGCGACCACGACGAUGCCCGCGUACCCGCCCCCGCAGUCCGGGGCCCCGGUGUCGCCCGUGCAGUACGCCCACCUGCCGCAUACCUUACAGUUCAUCGGCUCUUCGCAGUACGGCGGGCCUUACGCCGGCUUCAUCCCUUCUCAGCUGAUCUCCCCCACCGCCAGCCCCGUCACCAGUGCGGUGGCCUCGGCCGCGGGGGCCGCCACUCCAUCCCAGCGCUCCCAGCUGGAGGCCUAUUCUACCCUGCUGGCCAACAUAGGCGGUCUGAGCCAAGCCUCGGGACACAAGGCUGAGCAACAGCAGCAGCACUUGGGCAGGACCGCGGGGCUCCUGGCCCCCGGGUCCCCGCCCCCCACCCAGCAGAACCAGUACCUGCACAUCUCCAGCUCUCCGCAGAGCGCCGCGCGCCCGGCCUCCCCGCCGGCCAUCCCCGUCCACCUGCACCCGCACCAGACGAUGAUCCCGCACGCGCUCACCCUGGGGCCCUCCCCGCAGGUCGUCGUGCAGUACACCGACUCCGGCAGCCCCUUUGUCACCCGCGAGGCCCCCAAGAAAGCCGAGAGCAGCCGGCUGCAGCAGGGCGUGCAGGCCAAGGAGAUCCUGAACGGGGAGAUGGAGAAGGGCCGCAGGUACGGGGCGCCCACCGCGGCCGAGCUGGGCCUGGUGAAGGCGGGCGGCAAGGCCGUUCCCCACCCGUACGAGUCCAGGCACGUGGUGGUCCACCCCAGCCCCGCCGACUACGGCAGCCGCGACUCCUCCGGGGCGCGGGCCUCUGUGAUGGUCCUACCCAACAGCAGCACCCCCGCCGCCGACCUGGAGGUGCAGCAGGUCGCCCACCGAGAGGCCUCCCCCUCCGCCCUCAACGACAAAAGCGGCCUGCACCUAGGGAAGCCCGGGCACCGAUCCUACGCGCUGUCUCCCCAGCAGGCCCUGGGCCCCGAAGGCGUGAAGGCCGCCGCCGUCGCCACGCUGUCCCCCCACACGGUCAUUCAGACCACACACAGUGCUUCGGAGCCCCUCCCGGUUGGACUGCCGGCCACAGCCUUCUACGCAGGGACCCAGCCGCCCGUCAUCGGCUACCUGAGCAGCCAGCAGCAAGCGAUCACCUACGCCGGCGGCCUGCCCCCGCACCUGGUCCUCCCCGGCACCCAGCCCCUGCUCAUCCCUGUGGGCAGUGCUGACAUGGAGGGGUCGGGUGCGGCCUCGGCCAUCGUCACGUCGUCGCCCCAGUUUGCUGCAGUGCCUCACACGUUCGUCACCACCGCCCUUCCCAAGAGCGAGAGCUUCAGCCCCGAGGCCCUGGGCACCCAGGCCGCCUACCCGGCCAUGGUGCAGGCCCAGAUCCACCUGCCCGUGGUGCAGUCGGUGGCGUCCCCCGCGGCCGCGCCCCCUACGCUGCCUCCCUACUUCAUGAAAGGCUCCAUCAUCCAGCUGGCCAACGGGGAGCUGAAGAAGGUGGAGGACUUAAAAACGGAAGACUUCAUCCAGAGCGCAGAGAUCAGCGACGGCCUGAAGAUCGACUCCAGCACUGUGGAGAGGGUGGAGGAGAGCCACAACCCGGGCGCCGCCGUGAUACAGUUCGCGGUCGGGGAUCACCGAGCACAGGUCAGCGUGGAAGUUUUGGUAGAGUAUCCUUUUUUUGUGUUUGGACAGGGCUGGUCAUCCUGUUGCCCGGAGAGAACCAGCCAGCUCUUUGAUUUGCCGUGUUCUAAACUCUCCGUUGGGGAUGUCUGUAUCUCGCUCACCCUCAAGAACCUGAAGAAUGGCUCUGUUAAAAAGGGCCAGGCCGUGGAUCCCGCCAGUGUCCUGCUGAAGCACUCAAAGACCGACGGCCUCGCAGGCAGUAGACACAGGUACGCCGAGCAGGAAAACGGGAUCAAUCAGGGAAGUGCCCAGAUGCUCUCUGAGAAUGGCGAACUGAAGUUUCCAGAAAAAGUAGGAUUGCCUGCCGUGCCCUUGCUCACCAAAAUAGAACCCAGCAAGCCCGCGGCCACGAGGAAGAGGAGGUGGUCGGCGCCGGAGAGCCGCAAACUGGAGAAGUCGGAAGACGAGCCACCUUUGACUCUUCCUAAGCCUUCUCUCAUUUCUCAGGAGGUUAAGAUUUGCAUCGAAGGCCGCUCUAAUGUAGGCAAGUAGAGGCCGUGUGGGGAAAGGAAAUCUGGCCCUCCUUUAUCAUUUGUAUCCAGAUUACUGUACUGUAGGCUAAAUAACACAGUAUUUACAUGUUAUCCUCUUACUUUAGGGUUCUGUUAUAACCUUGUCCUUAGAGUUACAGCGGGGGUUGGGCAGGAGCUGGUGCAUAUGCUUUUUCCACACGUGUCUCUCAGCGGGUGGGCAGGCAGGGGCUGGGGCAGGUCCAGCCGGGGCUCUGGGCGGGCGUCCUGGUGGAAAUGAACGUGGCCCCAUGGUGCCUGCCUUUUCUAGCAGUGCAGAUGCACCCAUGGGGUGCCGACUUCUCCCGGUUUCGGGACAACGGGCUGCAGGGGUUGCGUGCGUGCAAGUGAGGGUGCCCGGGUGCCACGGCAGGUGAGGGUCUCUUUCUCUCUGCCUCCCUCUCUCUUGCCCUCAGCACGGGAUUGGAGGUCCAGGGGAGUGUCCUCGUGAGGUUCUCACGUGCAAAAUCAGCAUCAGGACCUGGCCAGGUUCAGGGCAUCCCAGAGAGGCCGUCAGACAGCAGAUGGAAAACUAACCGUGUAAAAGAACAUUUUUUUUCCUCCAACAUAUUUUACAAUAAAAGCGACUUUUAAUCAUAGAGAUAUAUAUAUUCCCCCCAUGGGGCCUGACUGCACUGAUAUUUUUUUAAAGAGCAACUGCCACCCGUGGGAUUUCGUUUCUGCUUUACUAGUGCAGUGAUGUCUCCAGGGCAGCGUGGUGGGCAGGGCAGCGCCUGCUGCCAUUGCUCCGUACCCCGGGGGGUAGUGGGCAGCAGGGGUGGCGGAGAGUGAAACCCACCCUGGUCUCUGUGCAGUGUUAGGAAAACCAAUCCGGUUAAUUGCAUUGACUUCACUCCCAAGAGAUAGACACAAACUGCCCUUCAAGAGAGCCGCGGAAGCUCUUCGCAUUGGGUUUGCAAAUCUUCUGUCUUUUAACUCUAGUACUGUUUAUAGUUCAUGACUAUGGACAACUCGGGUGCCACUUUUUUCAGAUUCCAGUGUGACGUGAGGAAUUAGAUUUUGAAGAUGAGCAUAUAUGUUACUAUCUCUAAGCACUUAAAAUGUUGUUCACACUUUAUUACCAAGCAUCUUGGUCUCUCAUUCAACAAGUACUGUAUCUCACUUUAAACUCUUUGGGAAGAAAAACUAAGUUGCUUUCUUUUUUUUCAACACUGUAACUACAUUUCAGCUCUGCAGAGUUUCUCACGGAGCAAGAUGUUGAAAGUUUCAAUGUGGUUUAAUGGGAUGAAUGUGAAUUUUGAACUAGUAUGUGACAAUGAAUGACCACCAAGUACAGCCUGACGGGAGGCACUCUUCACUUUGAUGUUUGAGAAGGAAUUAAAAGCAUAUGCAGAGCUGGCAGAGGAACUGAGAGGAAAGGGAUGGAGAAAAGAAUACUCACUUUUGUCCAGUGUUUUUCUUUUUAAGAUGAACUUUUAAAGAACCUUGCGAUUUGCACAUCUUGAGUUUAUAAUUUGUGUGAUAUUCCUGCAGUUUUUAUCCAAUAACAUUGUGGGAAAGGUUUGGGGGACUGAACGAGCAUAAAUAAAUGUAGCAAAAUUACUUUCUAACCUGCCUAAACUCUAGGCCAUUUUAUAAGGUUAUGUUCCUUUCAGAAUUCAUUUUGGUCUUCUUACCGCAUCUGUCACAUAAAACCAGGUCUUAGCAGGACAACUCUGAGAAUUUUCUUCAGAUUCAUUGAGAGAGUUUUCCAUAAAGACAUUUAUGUAUGUGAGCAAGUUUUUUUUUUUAAAAGAAAACGAUUACUUUAUUAUUGUUGUUAUUGAUGUUAUUUUCAGAAUGACUUUUAUUUUUCCAUCUGAAAUCAAAUCAAGAUUUAAUGUUUGGUACAAACCCAGAAAGGGUAUUUCACAGUUGAAAACCUUUUAUUCCCAGAGAUCUGAAAUAUUGUUUGUGGGUUUUGAGUGUGCAUUUUAAAGUGCUUUAAAAAAAAAAAAUUUUAUAAGGAGGGAGAUAUUUUUAAAUAUUCUUACUUGGAAUGGCUGCAACUUAUCUGAACAAAUACCUGAUUUUUCUUUUACCAUUGAGAAUAGUACUUUUUCCAUUUCACAAAUUAAAAAAAAAAUUCUAAUGUCAACCCACAUUUUGGCUAGCUAGUAUUCACAUUUAGCUCUCAGCAGAACUAAUGAUUUUUACAAACCAUUUUCUGGGGUGUACCAAAAACAUUGGAAUAGGUUUAGAAUAGCUAGAUCCAGUCCUUGACUUUCUUUGGUUUUCAUUACCCUCUCAGCAUGCUAGCAGAGAGCUGGGUGAGUCCAUUCUUGCAGUCAUAUUGCUUAUUUAGUGCUGUAUUUUUUUUAAAUGUCUCUGUUCAGAGAACUUGCUUAAUCUUCCAUAUAUUCUGCUCAGGGCACUUGCAAUUAUUAGGCUUUGUUUUUCUUUUUGUUUCGAUGGUAAGAGGAAUAUGGGGCUGCCAUUAUAGACUUUGUCCUCAUCAGCACCACUAAUUACAGCAACUCAUGUGGACUCAGAGAAACACCCACCACCUUUUGGCUUCUUUCGAGUAUCGAACUAAGUGGAUCCACACCUCUAACACUAAAAUGGGAAAACAUAACAUGGUUUGGAGCGAUAGGAACAUCGUCAUCGUUUCUGUGCUUCUAUUUCAGGUAUAGGAAUUAUCAAAUAAUUGGUUCUUUCUCAACAUUGUCCCACUUCACUUUCUUGCUUCUUUAGCAUGUGCAAAACUUUCCGUGCCAAUAGAGUCUGAUCGGUGCGCUCUAGAGGAAGCUCAGACCCUUUUGGCUUUUUCCUUACUCGGUCCCUCGUUCCUGUUCUGGCCAGAGAAGGGCUGGAAGGAAGGAGCCAGGAAGGGGAGGGCCUCCGGCUGCGCGUUUGCCCUGCUGCGGAUGCUGAAUCCUGGGGCAGGGAGCUUGCUUUCGGGAGCCCUGUCUGUCGCCUUGUUGCAGAAAGAGCAAGCAAAGGAGGUGGAAGGGGAGAACGGCACUUCCCCCGUCACCACGAGGAGUAGUGAAUGUGCAGUGCAGACAGGAGGGAGACAGCGUCCUUUCUGAGGCGCACUCUGGAGCAAUAGUGCCAGGAUCAACCCAUGUUCCACGAUCUUUUCCGCGAGUGGGCAGGUCUGUGUCCUUGAGACUUCGAGCCGAGCCUCUGGGCGUGGUCAGGAAGCGUGGCCCGCCGUGUGCGCGCCUUCCAAGCGUCCGGUCAGUGGCUACGGAGGGGGCCACCUGCGAACAAUGGUCACCACUCCUUUGUGGCAGCUCUCUCUUCAAAUAGGAAGAACAUCCAGAGGACAGGGGCCUCCUCUUGUUUGCAGACAUUGGCGAGCCCCAAGGCUCCCAGAGCAGCCUUUGCCACUGCGCCUGCGUAGCCGACCUAACAAUGACAGGCAUAGAAACCCUUCCGUGCCGUGCAGCUUACGAGGAUCAGCCAUGUGCCUCUGUACUGUGUCCACUUUGCAAUAUUUACUGAACCCGUCUUUCGUUCUUCUUUCUUUCCCGUUUUCCAUUUUGAAACUAAUAACAGCAGGCCUUUUGCGUUUACAGUGGAACACAAUCACCAAGAAAUUAGUCAGGGCGAAAAGAUUAAAAAAAAAACAAAAAAAAAAACAAUUAACCAACAAACAAGAACCUCUCUUUGUAGGGAUUUCUAAAUAUAUAAAAUGACUGUUCCUUCCUUAGAAUGUUUUAACUUAAGAAUUACUUCAGUUUGUCUGGGCCACAUUGGGGGUGAGGUGGGGAUACAGAAAUGGAUGCCACUUACCUCAAAUCUUUUAAAGUGGAAAUCCAAAAUUGCUUUCUCAUUUGGACGUUCAGGAUAAUUUUCUAUGUUGGUCAAUUUUUUGUCUUUUCCAACUCACCCGGUUUUGGGAUGAUUUUAUUUUUUUUCAUUGCUGUCGUCAAUCCCCUUUCUCACUCUGAAUCAUGACCCUUUGUGUUUUCUGUUAGGUGAGUGUGUUGGGUUUUGUCCCCCACCGGGAAGUGGCAGCACCCCUCCUUCUCCCCUCUAAGGAACUCUGCGGAACCUUUCACACCUCUAACUCAGGGACGGGGCUGGCGUGUGUGUGGUACACUGACGUGUCCAGAAGCAGCACUUUGACUGUUCUGGAGUAGGGUUGUACAACUUCGAGGAAUGUUUGGAUUUCCUGCAUCUUGUGGAUUUCUCCUUAGAUACUGCAUAGAUUGCAAUAUAAUGCUGCAUGUUCAAGAUGAACAGUAGCUCCUAGUAAUCAUAAAAUCCACUCUUUGCACAUAGUUUGAUCUUUACUGAAAUACGUUGCCAAAAUUUAUUUUUGUUGUGGUGUAGCUUUGGGAUUUUUGUUUUUGUUUUUUUUAAGGAAACAAUUGAUAAUACCCUUUAACAUCUGUGACUACUAAGGAAACCUAUUUCAUAGAGAAAAAGAA
Messenger RNA from Physeter macrocephalus (sperm whale), 8047 nucleotides. It is a transcript of the gene ATXN1, whose product is annotated as ataxin 1. The transcript has 6 exons. Gene Ontology annotation, cellular component: nucleus. The coding region runs from base 1222 to 3648 and encodes 808 amino acids. The record is from RefSeq and is a predicted model, not a curated record. NCBI's taxonomy places the organism in Eukaryota, Metazoa, Chordata, Mammalia, Artiodactyla, Physeteridae. Gene Ontology annotation, molecular function: RNA binding; protein binding. Gene Ontology annotation, biological process: negative regulation of transcription by RNA polymerase II; nervous system development.